Molecule: messenger RNA, 1149 nt
Organism: Prunus armeniaca (apricot)
Lineage: Eukaryota; Viridiplantae; Streptophyta; Magnoliopsida; Rosales; Rosaceae
Source: the annotation of a GenBank genome assembly
AUGAACUUGUUGCAAUCAACCACCAACUGGUGGAGAAUCCAUGGAACCUUGCGAACUCUGUACCUACUGUUUUUGGGUCAGGUCGUCUCCUUUGUUCUCGCACUCAUGAGCCUCACUUCCUCUCUCAUAGCCACUCUCGGUGUGGAUACGCCUAUUACACAGACUAUGUCUACUUACUUGGGUUUGGCUUUGAUUUAUGGGAGCAUCUUGGUGUAUAGGCGUGAGAAGCUACGGGUUUCUUGGUAUUGGUAUCUACUCUUGGGGUUUGUUGAUGUUCAGGGGAACUAUCUUGUGAACGAAGCAUACCAGUUCUCAUCAAUUACAAGUGUGACACUUUUGGACUGUUUCACAAUAGCUUGGGUCUUAAUUUUGACGUGGAUCUUCCUACGCACUCGAUAUUCCCUAUGGCAAUUGUUUGGAGCAGCCACCUGUGUGGUGGGCCUUGGUUUAGUGCUUCUUUCUGAUGCCGGGGUGGGUGGUGGAGGUGGCUCAAAACCUCUUCUAGGGGACAUACUUGUCAUCGCAGGAACCAUUUUCUUUGCCAUGAGCAAUGUUGGUGAGGAGUUUUGCGUUAAGAAAAAAGAUCGUGUUGAAGUAAUUUGCAUGAUCGGUGUUUAUGGAUUUCUAGUGAGUGCAUGUCAGAUGUCUAUCCUGGAAUUAAAGACUCUGGAAUCAGUUGAGUGGUCUACAGAUAUUAUAUUAGCCUUUGCUGGUUAUGGUGUAUCGGGCUUGUUGUUCUACACACUUGCUCCACUUGUUCUCAAGCUGAGCGGAGCGACAUUACUGAAUCUCUCUAUUCUCACAUCUGAUAUGUGGGCAGUUGUCUUUCGCAUCUUUUUAUAUCGCCAGCAGGUAGACUGGUUAUACUAUCUAGCGUUUGCAGUUGUAGUUAUCGGACUCAUCAUUUAUUCAUUAACGGAAAAAGAUCCAGUUCCUGUACCUGAACUUGAAAAUGGAAACCCCAGCUUGGAAUACCAAGUUCUUGAAGAUGAAAGUGCUGCUACACCAAGAAAUCAAGCUUUGACUUCGGAUUGGCUCAACUGUACCAGCAGACAUAAGUGGGAAGACAUGCAUUCUAACUUCUAUGCUAAUACAUCUACCAACAGCAAUGACAACCUCCACUUUUUGGAAAGAGGAUGCCAAUUAUAG